AUGCUAUUCACAUUGGGGCGGAAUUCCGAAGAUGAUCGAUCCCUCAUCUACACUUCCACAGAAGGCCCACAUCCUCGUAUUGAUCUCUGCGAAUAUUCGUGUUUGAGUUGGCGCGCUAUGCACAGCGAGUCUAGCGGAUACCGUAACAUGGCUCAACGCGUCACGUAUAGACGCCGACUUUCAUAUAAUACAAAGUCAAACAAGGCCAAAAUAGUGAAGACUCCUGGAGGACGACUUGUUUUCCAGUACUUGAAGAAACGUGGAUCCGUACCAAGAUGCAAGGAUACCGGUGUGAAACUCCAUGGCAUUACACCUGCCCGUCCACGUGAGCUCACGAGACUGAAGAAGAACCAAAGAACCGUUUCCCGUACCUACGGAGGCUGUCUUUCACCCAAUGCAGUUAAGGAGCGUAUUAUCCGUUCUUUCCUUCUUGAAGAGCAGAAGAUCGUCUCAAAGGUUCUCAAGUCUAGGAGAGGAGCUGAUAAUUGA
Molecule: messenger RNA, 489 nt
Organism: Necator americanus (New World hookworm)
Lineage: Eukaryota; Metazoa; Nematoda; Chromadorea; Rhabditida; Ancylostomatidae
Exons: 3
Coding region: 1-489 (162 amino acids)
Biological process (GO): translation
Cellular component (GO): ribosome
Molecular function (GO): structural constituent of ribosome
Source: RefSeq, a predicted model, not a curated record